This is a messenger RNA of Mangifera indica (mango), 1096 nucleotides long. Its product is annotated as tetraspanin-19-like. Gene Ontology annotation, cellular component: membrane. Lineage: Eukaryota; Viridiplantae; Streptophyta; Magnoliopsida; Sapindales; Anacardiaceae. Bases 235 to 897 code for a protein of 220 amino acids. The transcript is spliced from 6 exons. The record is from RefSeq and is a predicted model, not a curated record.
CCUGUAACCAUUCCAUUCUUUUCUGUCCCGUCCCCUACCAAGAAAAGACAUUUCGGAAAGUACAAUUUAAGAAACGAAUCAUGAAUACCAAGCUGUACUAAUUAGUGCAGUCGUCAAGGAAAAUCACCACAAUAUUACCUUAAUUUCAUGUUACUUCAAACAAAUAAAAAGAGCAUACAAAGAAAGCCCCCCAACUUCUUCUUGUCGGCUGGCUGUUGGUUGUUGACGUAAGAAAUGGCAAACAUUGCAAGGGCUUGCCUGCAGUCAUUCCUGAAGGCUGUGAAUUUGGUAAUGGGAAUGGUGGGUAUUGCCAUGAUCCUUUAUGGGUUAUGGAUGAUCAGAGUUUGGCAGAGAGACAAGGAUGAUUCGUCCCCUGAUGAUUUCAAGUCAUUUGCUCUAUGGUUUAUAUACACAUUUCUUGGCAUUGGUGUCUCCUUUUGCCUCAUAGCAGGGCUUGGUCAUGUUGCUGCUGAUAGUGCAAAUGGAUUUUGCCUUUCUUGUUAUGUGGUAGUCAUCUUUUUGCUUCUGCUUCUGGAGAGUGCCAUGGUAGCGGAUAUACUGCUAAAUUCUGACUGGGAGAAGGAUUUACCUGAUGAUCCAACGGGGAGGUUCCAUGAUUUCAAAGAAUUCGUCAAGUCGAACUUUGAUAUCUUCAAAUGGAUAGGUAUUUGGGUCAUCUUAACACAGGGAUCUUCUACACUCUUGGCAAUGGCUUUAAGAGUUCUUAGAUCAAACCAAGGCUCCAACUAUGAUAGUGAUGAUGAAUAUCCUCCACAUAGACUUCCCCUACUAAAUCACCAAGUUCAACCGCCUGCAUUUGUCAUUGGUGAUCCCUGCUUUCCAGAGAAGAACAAUCCAGUUAAACCGCCUACAUAUCCUUGGAAUGCAAUCAAGUGAAGGGAGUAGAAACUAUGGGGAUGAGAGAUUCAGAGAUGCAACCAUGACUAGAAUGGCAGAUUCAGCACAAUGUAAAUUUUGGUUUGAAUGCAAAAGUUGACAAUGAGAUUUAGAUGUUUCUUGUUAAAGAUUUCGUUUAUUUGAAUAUGAUCCGAAUGAAAGGCCACAUUCCUUUGGCUUUUGCCAGCUUUCUGAAAAA